AUGUACUCGUACCCUACACCUUUACCCGAAUUCACUGCCCAAUCUCAAUCUCAGGAUGGCCUGCAUAAUAGACCAGUGGCCAAUUAUCCCUGGGCAGUGCAAGGAGGUCUCGGCGCUAUCAACACCAAUGUCCGUCCACAAUAUGGGUACUCGGAGUCGCCUUUACCUAUGAGUUCCUCAACCAAUGGUUACCCAAGCUACGACAUGGCUCUUCUCAGCCAACCCACUUUCAGUGCUCAUCCAAGCUUCUCGUCAGCUGGUGAAUGGCCAUACCCCAGGCCUCAGCACGGCUCCUCGUCGCAAACCUUCGUCCCUGCGACUAAGACUGAGGCCAACAAAGUUCUGAUCAGAAGACUUGGGUGGCUAUGGUUGCUACUCAAGGCCAGAUCGAAACUUCGAAGCUUGGGUCGAAGACAUCAACGUCGACAUAGUGCUUCUGAUUACACAUCACGGACAGCUGGCCACAACAAUGGCCACUAUUUGGGCUCGUCACUGAGUGUGUCCUUUGCAGAUGAUGCAGCGUUGGGCAACCUAGUCACUGGCGACGAGGCCGAUCUUUUCCAUACUAUUGACCCCACAAACCCUGUGUGGUUUGAUAAUGCUCUGGGAAUAAUCACAGGUGAUGGAAAUUCACUGUUCCCAGUGCCAGCGGAUGUGCCACGACAAGCCACAGUUCUCUUUGAAGAGGAUGUCCCGGAAUUGGAGCCGGGACAAAAACCCACUGAGUGUCAGGAUGAGACAGUUCCACUAGUGAACUUGGUGAACCAGCCUCAACAAGGGAUCGUCGUACCUGGCCAGUCAAAGAAGCGAGCCUUUGACUGUGUCGAGCUCGAUGAUUCAUCAACAGACGAAGCUGACGGGAAGUCUGUGGAUAAGAAACGAUCCAAGACGACUUCGACGGCGCCACGAUUUGCGUGCCCCUUUUACAAGCAUGACCCAGAACGCUAUGAAAACUCAAGAAGUUGCUGCGGGCCAGGGUGGGAGUCGGUCCAUCGAGUCAAGGAACACAUCUUCCGAAGCCAUACACUCCCAGAACACGAGUGUCAGCGCUGUUUCCAGUGUUUCAAGACAGAGCGGAUGCUCUCUAAACAUUUAAGAGCGUCUGCGCCUUGCGAAGUUCAAAGCCGCAACACUCAGGAGCAGGAAGGCAUCAACGCAAGCCAGUCCAAGGCACUGCAUGCAAGAGCAAGAAAAUGCAACCCAGGGGCGGAUCUCAAAGAGGUCGAGGAAGAGAGAUGGAAUGAUGUCUACAAGAUCAUCUUUCCUGGAGGGGGCCAGGUGCCUACACCGUACUACGAUCGCUUACAGAAGAGCAACAAUGAUGACUUUGACACGAACCUCAUGUCUGAUUUUGAGCAGCGCAUGCGAGGCAAAGUCGGCGAGAUGAAGAACUUGCAACCUACACUGGUACCUCUGGUGGUCCAGGUAGCUUGCAAUGCACUCAUGGAGAGUAUGCAGUCCUGUCGCCAGAGGCCACAAGACGGUAGCAGUCAAGGCUCAAGUUCCCUUGUGUCCCAGGCACAAGAAUUCCAGUCAUUUCUUGAUGGAGGGCUGCAAAUGACGGGCAUUAACGAGAACCUUUUGCGGUGCCUAGAUAACCAGUUCUUCGUGCAGGCGUUACGGGAUUCUGGGUUGUAA
Fusarium odoratissimum NRRL 54006 is the source of this 1638-nucleotide messenger RNA. RefSeq lists its product as uncharacterized. NCBI's taxonomy places the organism in Eukaryota, Fungi, Ascomycota, Sordariomycetes, Hypocreales, Nectriaceae. The transcript has 3 exons. Bases 1 to 1638 code for a protein of 545 amino acids. The record is from RefSeq and is a predicted model, not a curated record.